CGUCUGCAGUUGGAGGUUGAUUCAAUGAAUUGAUCUUGCACUGAACGUUUCCUGGAAAGGAGAAGGCCACGAAGGUACUGGUAGUUGUCAGAGGAGUUUCUCCAGUCAGGGCGUAUGUUGUAUCUUGUCUCGUAGUGGGAGUCUUGAACGAUAGGUGCGUCUGCCGGCGCGCUGACACCAUCUCGUUGAGAAAAUGAAGUGCGGAGUACCGCUGAUCGUUGUGCUGAUCAUACAUGUCGGUAUGUUCGGAGUGAUACCACGGCACACUGGAGCAACAGCCUCAACACCAUGCAUCUUGUCACAAAGUCCAGGAAAUCUUUCCAUUGACAAUCAUAUGAAGCUGACAAGUGUGCAGCCUGGUGAUGGACAUUUUCUCCAACCGCAGACAAUUGUCCCUUUCCCGAACAUAUCCUUCUACAGCAGCUGUCCAUUUGUCCAGAUUGAUAUUAUUGCAGACGGGCUUGAUUCGCUCUGCUCACCGAACUUGGCCAUAUUGAAGGAAUUCCCUGGAAAAAAGUAUCAGAUUGCCUCUAAACUCAUUCCACCUAGUACACAUGUAGUGGGCAUUGCAACAUGGACUGGGGUGACCCUUGAUGACUACAUAUCUGAUAACAGCAGUGGUACUGAAGAAUAUAUCCUCGGGAUCGCCAUGACAUCAAACUGCAAGCCGACCUAUAAAGCUGCCUCGACGGGAGUUACCUGGGUCUUGACGCAAGGCAGCUCACCACGUGCCUUACAGAAGUUUACCUUUGGUGCGGCACUAGAACCUCCUGUCACAUUGACCAUCCGCGCAUUGGAUGCGUGCCAUCAUGCUGAAUGUGAUAACUGCCAGACGCUCUAUCGAAGCUGUCCUGCAUUAGGGGCAAAUGGAACAAGUCAACAUCAAUACUAUUGCAGUAGUGCAUCUAACUACACCUGCUCAACAUUAACUAUCGUGCAGCCUACAAACCGCACAACACAGCCGACAACCUCUCCUCAACAGAACACCUCUUUAGCAGUUACAGCGACGACUGUCGAAUUGGCUACAUCUUACACACUUAAAUAUAACUCAUCCAGUGAAGUCUCAACGCCUGAGUCAUCCACUCCGGUAUCACAAAGUACUGCAACAAGUGCAGAUGUGGCCAUCAGUUAUGUCACAGGGCCAUCGACUAGUGUCAUUCUGGGCAUCUGCGUGCCCUUGAUUAUCCUCGCCCUGUGCAUGCUACUAAUACUACUACAUCGAAGGAAGAAGCGCAACUCCCUGGCAGGAAGAGAUCAGUCACGGCUGCAACAUCGAGAAACCGAAAACGGGCUGAUGCUCCCGCGUCCCUCGAGCGGCUAUGUAGCCCAACCUCAGACAAGUAGUGGAGCAGCACAAAAUCCGUCCGAGACUCUAUACUAUGAUAUUGCGUUGGAACCAGUGAAAGCAAGUAACUCCAUGCGGAUUUCCAGGUCUUCGACCAUUGCUGACAGUGAAAACCAGCGCCCUGACGAUGAGGAUGUCCCAGAGGAUUCAUUGAACAGUGAACAUCACAACGGUCCACAAUACGCUCAUCUGGAGACUCCUGGAGAAGCCAGUGCCGAAGCUCAAAUGCAUGAAUAUAUGCUACCGUCUACACACACACAAUCUCGCCCCAACCAUUACCAAAGUCUGGAUCCCCAUAGCAACGCUCUCCAUGGAGGUGAAUCUUCUAUUGAGAACAGAGCAUACGAUUGUGUGUACACGCCCAGAUCUUCCUCUUUGACCGAUGACAAUACCCGGCAUCAGGAACCGUCAAGCUCGUCAAAUGGUGAACGCAACCACGAGUCCAGAUCUGCUGAUCUGGAGAAGCCCGAUGACGCCAUUGCUGAUGUCCCAGGACCCCACUGCAUGGCACUGUCCUGCGGCCCCAUUUAUCCUGAUCCGAAGAGACCCGAUGACGUCAUUGCUGAUGUGCAACCACCCCAGCAUGCAUCGCUAUCCAGCGGCCCUAUCUAUCCUGAUCCGAAGGGACCUGAAGACACUUACGACCAUGUAGAAUGACACUGUUAGUAGCAAUGUGCAUCAUGACAUCAUCUCGGUUCCCAUAGCAACGUCCGGCACAGAGAUGCAUACCAUACCGGCAAUUGGCGUGAUCGUGAUGCAGACCCGGUGCUCCACAAAACACCUCACUCCGAGGAAUACAGCACCGGGGCCUAAAAUUUAGAAAAUUCAUGUUUUGCAUUUAACCUUUAUGGCCCGUAUGAUACGUUUUAUCCUGACAAGCUCUGAGUGUGUUUACUCUUGUACAACCCACUAUGGUUGGUUGCAGUUCAGGUUAAUACAAGUAUAGAGAUAUAUUGUCAAAUACACAUACAGUACAAUGCAUAAGUAAGAGGCGUUGGAAACCUCGGUUUGUUGUAAUAUGCUCAACAUAGUGCGGGGUCUUGUUUCACAUGAACAUGCUCUAAGCAGCUGCGCGUUGGGACCAGUCCGAACCUAGAAGAUGGUGACAAUAUGGUGGUUAGAGCAUUGCUCAUGAUAAGCAAGGUCCGGGUUGGAACCCAGGUGUAGCUGCCGUGUUUUCGUUUUUCUAGCGAUUUACUUCCCUGACAGUUAACAAUGAAUUUUAAGUUCUCACAUGUCCCAUACUGCUACCCACUCCCAUGUCCCAUACUGCUACCCACUCCCAUGUCCCAUACUGCUACCCACUCCCAUGUCCCAUACUGCUACCCACUCCCAUGUCCCAUACUGCUACCCACUCCCAUGUCCCAUACUGCUACCCACUCCCAUGUCCCAUACUGCUACCCACUCCCAUGUCCCAUACUGCUACCCACUCCCAUGUCCCAUACUGCUACCCACUCCCAUGUCCCAUACUGCUACCCAGUUGCUUGCAUCUCUUCGCAACCCGGCGGUUGUUGAGGCUCGGAUCGUGAUCUGAUCCGGCUCAGGAGCGGUAUUGUGUGGGAACUGAACGGAUGUUUGUCAUCAAGUGUACAGUGUUUUACUCUCUCAUUGUGUUUUCUGACACAUGUGGUAUGGUAUUUUUAUUCCCGUAGCUAUGCAGAAGACGUUACUUCAGUAACGUCUGGCGCUAGCCAGGGUCCACACAGCUUUAAUUUGGUGUUUGUUUGUGUGUUUGUUUGUUUGUGUCACGGCUGGCACUAUCCCGUAUCUGUCCCGUACUGUACCGUACCAGCAAAGCCACAAUAUUUUUGUUUGUUUGUGCCAUCGAUAUGCCUGGCGCUAUCCCGUGCCUGUCCCGUACCAUCAAGAGUA
Messenger RNA from Sycon ciliatum, 3217 nucleotides. RefSeq lists its product as uncharacterized. The record is from RefSeq and is a predicted model, not a curated record. The coding region runs from base 194 to 2002 and encodes 602 amino acids. The transcript is spliced from 3 exons. Lineage: Eukaryota; Metazoa; Porifera; Calcarea; Leucosolenida; Sycettidae.